AACAACGAAAACCCAAAAUCCCACCGUGAUUAACUUCUGCGGGUACUUAUAAGUUUUGUGAUGUGUCAAAGAGUUUUUCCUCAUAGUUUUUUAAUUAUCUCAAAUGCAGAAACUUUUAAACUUAUUAUUUGAGUUGUAGUGAAUCGAAGUUGAUAGUUUUAUGUCCUGUCAGUCCUGUGACAUAAAAAAAAAUUUGUCUGACUGUGAAAGAAGCACAAAUUAAUUGGACAUGUCGAGGUCGAGGUUAUAUUUGAGAUGAGUUGACAAGAGAGCUGAUUAGUAGAAAAUACUUCAAAUGUUGAAAACAAUUUAUCUAACCCUAGAGGAUGUCGAAAAGAGCCAAAAUAGAGCUGGUAUCUGAACCAUGUCCCAUCAAACCUCGAAAAAUCAGUCCGCAAAAUGUAGUCGUGAGACUGCGUCAGAGAGAAAUGAGAGGAAUUUCUUACCCUGGAACUCCAAACUAUACUUCAAGGCAGUUUUACCAGAAUGUCUUCCCUAAUUACACGGUAUUUAACGUUGAAAAGCCACCGUGUUUUCUUAGAAAAUUCAGUCCAGAUGGCAAGUACUUAAUAGCUUUUAGUGCAGAUCAAACUUCGCUGGAAGUUUACGAAUACCAAGGAGCUGCUGCAGCGGCAGACCUAUUGAUUGGUUGCAGAGGAGAGUACAUUGGACACAAAAAUGACGAUAAAUCGUUUAAUAUCAGACGCCACAUUUUUAAAAGAUUUUUUAAAACCAAAUGGAUUAUUAACGUUGCACAAAGUAAUGAACAGUUGAAUAGAGAAUGCAGUCUUUUUACCGAUGAUGGACGUUAUGUUAUUGUUGGAUCAGCUGCUCACAUUCCUGAUGAUUUGAGACCUCAUUUUUAUCAGAUCUAUUCCAAUAAUGAAGCCUUAACUCCAAAUCCUAGAAAUCCUUUAGAAGAUUACAGUAUUUACUUGGUUGAUAUCCAAUGUGGAAGACUCUGUGAUACAAGACAGUUUAAAGUAGAUAAAAUUUUUCUAUCCCAAAACCAAGGACUUUAUUUAUAUAAAGACAUUCUUGCUGUUUUAUCUGUGCAACAUCAAACAAUUCACAUUUUUCAACUGUUAGAUGGAAAGUUUUUAAAUGUCAGAAAAAUCGGCAGAUUUUGUCUUGAGGAUGAAUCAUACUUGGUAUCAAGUGCUUGGCCAGGUGUUAAUAACAAACCCUUUAGAGAUGUAACAAUCAAUAGUUUAAAACACAAACUUCUUGUAUUUUUGUUCAAAAGAGCCGAUUAUAUCAGUCAUUGUUCUGGAAACUCUUACGAAUUAGGACGCUUUUACCAGUGUUUUGACCAACUCAAUUCGUUAAGAAUGUGGAAGAUGCAGCUAUUAGAUACAAAUCAUAUUUUAAUUAGAUAUGCUAGUGAAGAAGUGGCCACGAUACAAGCUAAUGAACCAAACGCUCAGCCAGCUCUAUUAGUUGUUUAUGACAUUGUUUCUGCAACGAUCUUAUCUGUAUAUGACAAUACAUCUACAGAACUUUUAAAACAUUUUGAAAAUUUCACAGAUUUCUUUAGAAAUGCUAGAUCGGGCACAGAUUGUCAGUACAUGUGCUUACCCUCUAAUAAUAUUUACGCAAGGUUGAUGCAGCAAAGAUUCAAACAAACGAUAAUAAGUGCACGGUUUGGUGGUGUAACUGAAGCCACUAGAAGAUUGCUUGCUCAGUUACCGAUUUGCGCCCAAUCUUACUCCAGUUCUCCUUAUUUGGAUUUAUCGUUGUUUUGUUAUGACGAUAAAUGGGUGUCUAUGAUGGAGAGGCCGAAAACUUGUGGGGAACAUCCUAUAAGGUUUUAUGCUCGAGAUUCGGGACUAUUGAAAUUCCGAAUGCACGCAGGAAUAUGGGGAAGAUCGACGCCUGUGAAUGCCAGAAGACUUGUGGCUUUUACGUUUCAUCCUACUGAUCCAUUUGCAAUAUCGGUUCAACGUACCAACUCGGAAUACAUUGUUAGUUUCCACGUCCGUCACAGUUGA
Molecule: messenger RNA, 1991 nt
Organism: Copidosoma floridanum
Lineage: Eukaryota; Metazoa; Arthropoda; Insecta; Hymenoptera; Encyrtidae
Gene: abo
Product: de-etiolated protein 1 abo
Biological process (GO): positive regulation of proteasomal ubiquitin-dependent protein catabolic process; protein ubiquitination
Cellular component (GO): nucleus; cullin-RING ubiquitin ligase complex
Molecular function (GO): ubiquitin protein ligase binding; ubiquitin-like ligase-substrate adaptor activity
Source: RefSeq, a predicted model, not a curated record